AUGGACGAGCAAGGACCGAGGCAAGGUGGUGCUCCACCACAGGAUGAGCUGCGUUCGGCGUACCACGUACCAAAGACCACUCGGCGACGGCGAAUACCACGGCCACUGAAGAAGUCUGCGCUCCUCGCUUUCGCCGCAGCGUGUAUACCGUCCGCUAUGGCUCAGAAUUGCAUUCCGCUGGCAGGUUCGACGCUCUGUCCGGCCUUCAACCAGUCCUCAAUAUCCACGAACCCUACACUGGUCGGCUAUUUUCCCUUCUUGUCAUUCGUGUCUGAUGUAGCCUCCUUCGACGACCGGUUACAAAAUUAUAUCGCAACGUCCUUCACCCAACAGAGAUAUGAGCAGCUCAUCGGCUGCGAUAACGUAAACCUCACCAAUACCACCGACUACUAUGCGAGAUACACGACAUCUGUAAUUUGUAAUGCCAUAGUCCAGAUAUCAGAAGUCCCCUGCGGUUUGACGAUAGAGCAAAUGCGACCGCUGUGUGCCGAAACCUGUGCCCAGUACGCACUCAGCGAGCACGCGAUUGCCUCACGUCCCGAGCUUUGCGGCAGCCCGGGAGACAAUGCGAUCAGCCAGAUACGAGCAGACUUUACUAACUGCGCACUGCCCGCCAAUUCACUCUCCGGGACCUGCAUAGCGGGCGUUGACAAUGAGCCCGACAACUGCGGCUACCAAUCCAACCUCUCCGGCCUCUGCUCCUUUUGCGCCACCAGCUCUCUCAACUCCACCGAUUCCUGCUGCAUCAACGCUCAAGUCGAGGCGCGGUGCGAAGGCGUCGAUCUCCCAUCCACCACCUCCUUCGACCCCGUCUUCCCGCAAUCCACCUCCAUCUCCGCGCCUCCCACCUCCGCAACCUCACCCAGCACCGCCGCGCCCGCCGCCGCCAACGCCGGCCUCUCCGCUGGCCAAAUCGCCGGCAUAGUAAUCGGUGCGCUCCUCGGCGCGCUCGCCCUCCUCGGCCUCAUUAUCUGCGCCUGCGUCCUCCUCCGCCGGCGCCGCAACGGCUCCCAGACCAGCAGCGUCUUCAAUCAGCCCUCGCCAUCGCGGCAGGGCCCGCCGCAACCUCCACCAAUGACAAUGUCCGCCGCAUACGACGGCUCUCGCAACCCCGAAAUCCUGCCCGGCGGCCGCGUCGCGCGCAUGACGGCGCUAGAAGACACGUCCAGCUCCUCGGCGCACAACGGCUACGCCAACGGGCACUCCUCCGACGAAUACAAUACCAGUCCCGAGAGCCGGUACGGCGCUUCCCCCAGCUACGGCCUCGGCCUCGGCGGUGGCCCGCUCCCGAAGCGUGAGGGCAGCCUUUCCAGCCGCUCGGCACUCGACGCGCUGACUUCCUCGGCCACGGACCCGACCUCCCCGCAGAGCAACAGCAACGGCGACCACAUCUCGCAGUCCUCCCCCGAGGGCGUGGCGAGCGGCCAGAGCGAGCAGCUGGGUUUCUUCAAGGACUACUACUCCCAAGACGAGAUUCGGCCCGGCGAUACGGUGGCGACGCUGUGGGCGUACCAACCGCGGGCUGCGGAUGAGUUUGAGCUCGAGCGCGGGGACCUGCUCAAAGUGGUGGGCAUCUGGGAUGAUGGGUGGGCGACUGGCAUCAAGCUCUCCGAGAGGGCGGAGGAGUUUGAGGCGAGGGGAAAUGGGCAGAGGGAUAGUGGGAUGAGUGGUGGGAGUGUCGUGGGGGCUGAGGGUGCGGGCGAGAUCAAGGCGUUUCCGCUGGUUUGCGUGUGUGUGCCGCGGCAUUGGCGGAAGACUAUUGAGGGGGACUCGAGGCAAUGCCAUGGACGCGGUGCAACUAAGCAGAUUGCAUCCUGCAUCGAGAACUACCGCGCCUUCUUCCUCGACACCGUAAGCCUCGACUGGGAUGCCGUCCGAACCACAGCCAAGCGCUACCUACCUACGAUAGCUCGCAACCGCUACUCCGCGCACCUCGUCGACGAGAUGCGGGGCAUCGCCGACGGCGCCGGUAUCGACUUCGAAGACAUCCUAGCCCUCAAUGUGCGCAGUGAAAUAGCUCUAGUCGCAGCACCACAAGAAGCCGUGCCUCCAGACGGCUGUUCCGCGUUCUCGCUGCUCGCGAAAGAAGGCAUGAGGGAAGUGCGAUGGCUCGCGCAGAACUGGGACUGGAAAGGGUCGCAGCUGCCCAACGUCGUGAUCUUGAAGUUACAAACGCCUGGGCAAGUCAAUCUGACAACCGUCACGGAGGCCGGCAUUGUGGGAAAGGUCGGCUUCAACAGUUGCGGAGUCGGGGUCACUCUUAACGCGUUACGCGCUGCGGGGACCGACUACGAGAAGCUGCCAAUACAUAUCCUCCUGCGCUGCAUCUUAGAAGCAAAGUCCGUAUCCGAAGCGCUGGAAGUGGUCAGAUCCUGCGGCACCGGCGGGGCAGGCUGUGCCGGGCACCUCCUCAUCGCAGACCCGGAUCGCGCUGUCGGGGUGGAAGUCUCGCCUUUCGGGAUCGCGCUCAUCGAGCCUAACGGCAAGGCACGGGAUCUCAUCACCCAUACGAACCACUGGAUAUCUGAGUCCAGACCGCUCGGGUUAAAAGAGCUUCCGUGGCUGCCGGAUUCGGGUUACCGCAAUGAGCGCUUGGGCAAGCUUACCAGCGGGUUGCCAUCUGAUGCUAGCGAAGAUGACCUUUUACAGGUGCUCAAGGAUACCGAGAAUGGGUGCGGUGCCAUUUGCCGGCCUGUUGAUCCAUCCCUGGAGGGGACCGCCUGGGGAGGGACUACUACCGUCUUUGGCAUUACCAUGAACCUCACUAAGCGGGAAGGCCUUGUCAUCUUUGAUAGACCGUGCCUUGCUGACGGCGAGACUGUCCGUCUAAGUGCAUAA
Messenger RNA from Coniosporium apollinis CBS 100218, 2838 nucleotides. RefSeq lists its product as uncharacterized. Lineage: Eukaryota; Fungi; Ascomycota; Dothideomycetes. The transcript has 5 exons. Gene Ontology annotation, molecular function: protein binding. The record is from RefSeq and is a predicted model, not a curated record. Bases 1 to 2838 code for a protein of 945 amino acids.